CUUUUGCCCGAAAGUGGUCUUAUGGACAGCUUCAUUCGCUGACUGGUGUGCUUUGUCUCGUUAACGAAACAUCCAAACUUUCUUUAAAAAUCGAAAAACUCUUUCUGUUUUUUUAAUUGAAUAAAGGAAAGCCUCCCAAGAUGAUGGAACAAGUCCAUUUAGCUGGGGAAGAAGAGGAUGAAUUGUACUCUGGCUACAAUGACUACAACCCACUCUUCGAUACAGAGAAUCUACAAGAGGAUGAAGGUUUUCAAAAUGCAGUCAAGACGAGCCAUGGGCGUCGUCCUCCAAUGACAGCAACACGUCAGUUUGCGAUACAGCGUGGGCAGAUGGGCACAGCUGCUGGGGCUCGUCUCAAGACUGGUUUAGUAUCAUCAAUGGGUGCUCGCCCUACCACAGGCAUUGCUGCUGCAGAUGGCAGUGUCGCCAGACCAAUGACUGCAGUCAAGGCAGCUGGCUAUUCUUCCACUGGACGUGGUCAACAGUUUGACCCCAUGAACCAAGCCUCCAAAGGUCCAGCCCCACCACUGGAGACAAAGAGUGAAGACACCCCCGAAGAAAAGAUCAAGAACCUGGAGAAGAAAGUCAACGCGCUGAUCGAGGAAAGCUGCAUGGCCAACAGCAGGGGAGAGCUGAGCCUGGCUUUGGAGAAGGCAAAGGAGGCAGGGAGAAAAGAACGGAUGUUAGGAAGACAGAGGGAUGAACUAUUCAACGGGGAACAGGUCAACCUAGACCAGACGUACUCAGUGCUGUUUAACGUAGCCAAUCAGUACGAAGCUAACGAGAUGUUCCAGGAAGCCCUCAACACCUACCAGGUCAUUGUCAAGAACAAGAUGUUCUCCCAUGCGGGCCGGCUGCGCGUCAACAUAGGCAACAUCUACUUUAAGCAGAGGAACUUCCCCAAGGCCAUCAAAUACUACCGAAUGGCUCUGGACCAGGUCCCAAAUACACACAAGGAGAUGAGGAUUAAAAUCAUGAAGAACAUUGGCAUUGUGUUUGUGAAGAUGGGUCAGUAUAGCGACGCCAUCACAUCCUUUGAACACAUCAUGUCUGAGAAGCCAGACUAUGAGACAGCCUUCAAUCUACUGCUGUGCUACUACGCUACGGGAGACCGUGAUAAGAUGAAGAAGACAUUCCAACAGCUUCUGGCCGUAGAUCUGAAUCUAGACGACGAGGAUAAAUAUCUACCACAUCCUGACGACAAACAUGCCAAUCUGGUCCUUGAGGUCAUCAAGAACGAUGCGCUGAGAGAGGGAGAGAAAGAAACCAAGGAAGGCAUGGAACGUUGUGUAAUGGCUGGAGCUAAGCUGAUUGCCCCAGCCAUUGAGCAGAGCUUCUCAGCUGGAUACGAUUGGUGUGUGGAUUGCGUCAAGCAGUCGGCCUACACAGAUCUGGCCAAUGACUUGGAGAUUGAGAAAGCCAUCAUGUAUCUCAAGCAGAAGGAAUUCUCACAGGCUGUGGAGGUUCUCAAGACAUUUGAGAAGAAAGAUUCCAAGUGUGCUUCAGUGGCUGCCACCAACCUCUCCUUCAUUUACUUCUUGCAAUCCGAGUACCAGCUAGCAGAGAAAUAUGCCGAAGUUGCCAUGACGGCAGAUAGAUACAAUCCAGCAGCUCUGGUCAACAAGGGUAACUGUCUGUUUGUGCAAGGGGAGUUAGAGAAAUGUCGUGAGUACUAUCAGGAAGCACUGAGGACCGAGGCAUCAUGCACUGAAGCACUCUACAACCUUGGCCUUGUGAAUAAGAAGUUGGGCCACCUUGAGGCAUCCUUGGAUUGCUUCUUGAAGCUUCAUGCCAUCCUGAGGAACAAUGCUGAAGUUUUGUUCCAGAUAGCCAGCCUCUAUGACAUGUUAGAGGAUACGCCUCAGGCCACAGAGUGGUUCACCCAGCUGAUCAGCAUCGUACCCACAGACCCAGCAAUCCUCUCCAGGCUUGGCGAGCUCUUUGACAAUGAGGGCGACAAGUCCCAGGCAUAUCAGUACCACUAUGAGUCCUUCCGGUACUUCCCCUCAAACAUUGAGAUCAUCGAGUGGCUGGGUGCAUACUUCAUUGACUCCCAGUUUGUGGAAAAGGCCAUUCACUACUUUGAGAGAGCUGCCGUGAUUCAACCCAACCAGGUCAAGUGGCAGCUAAUGAUCGCCAGCUGUCACCGACGAAGUGGCAACUACCAGCAAGCCUUGGAGACCUACAAACGCAUCCACAAGAAAUUCCCUGACAAUAUCGAAUGCUUGAAGUUUCUGGUUCGCUUGUGCUCUGAUCUGGGUCUGAAGGAAGCCCAGGAGUAUGCCACCAAGCUGAAGAAGGCAGAAAAAGCAAAGGAGUUACGAGAACAGCGUGCAAGCAGCGGCACCCGUCGUACUGGCAGUGGUCGUAGCACUCGCGGUGGUAGCGCUGGGGGCAGCGCUCAUAGCGUCCGCGGUGGCAGUGCAGGCUCAGACAGGCUGGAUAGUCCCAGCUUGGGUGCUGACACCCUGGAUGUAGACGGCAGGGAUUCAGGCCAUGGGAGUCGUCAGAGCAGUGCUCGGUCUGGCAGUGCACGACGCAGUGGUAAGACACGCCCGUCCCUCCCUGAAGCUAACGGACCAUAUGAGGUGGAGUCACAGAAUGUUGAUGCAUCAUAUGUUGACCCCCUUGGCCCAAGCACGGAGCGGCCCAAGACGGCUGCCCGCAGACGAGAUCAGACAGAAGAUGAGUUUGGCGAUGAGGAGCUUGGAGAUGACUUGCUGCCUGAGUAAUCAGAUGGGUCUGAGCAUUCGAGCGAUCACACUUGCACUUGAUACUCAAUAUUUUGGAUGAUUAUUUGAUUAAAUAGUCAUCAGAUACAAAAAUUAAACUCUUUGUUAGCUCAGGAAAUGAAGACCGAGAUGGAAUAAGCUUUGCAGGCGACUCAUGGGUAGCUACACAUUUUUUGCACUGAAAAUAUUUUCAAGACUUGUUUCAAGUCGGGUCACAUUUUCAGUCUAUUUGUUCAAAGUAUAUGUAAAGCUUCUUUAAGUUAGAUUGUGUCCACACAUCUUUCCCAAAAUUUAGGAAAUUACUCAGUGGUCAGAAUACCUCAUCAUUCUCCUGAUGAGAUAUGUUUUGAAAACAAUUGUACUGAAUUAUUUGUGUUCACCUUUGACCUUCAAAAUCUAAACAGAUUUGCAUUUGUCACGGUUUGGCAUUUGGAAAAAGUCACAUAGCACAUAGCAAGUUAUGGACAGUACAGCGAGAGUAAGAUCUCUCGUGACCUUGAUGUAAAAAAAAUCUUUCAAAACAGGGACUGAUUUAUGUCCGAGAAAAUUGUUUUUAGGGGGAGAUGAUAUUUGUUUUCACUGGCGACACACCCCUUUUCUAAUAUAACAAAAAAAACAAAAAAACACUGUGUCAUUUCCCAACCUGUGUGCUCCAUUUUCCUUCAACAUUAUGCCAAACUUCUUUGUAUGUUAAGAUGCCCUGUAAUUUCCACAAUGCCAGCUCUGAUUAGGAGAUGGUUGGCAUUACUGCAUACUUUUCUGCCUUUAUCUUCAAAGUAAUAUUCUCAGUGUGCAACACUGCACAGAGAGGGAAAUUCUGUAACUGCAAAUGUAGCAUGUGUAAACCAGGGUUCUGAAUAAACAGAAGGUGAGACAUGCUGAUCACAUGUGGAUGCCAAGAGUUUUUCACUUUGUCUACUUUUAGCCAUUGUGGUCAAAGAGUAAAUGAAGUUCGAUGUCAGAGAAUCAAGUACAUGUAGCUCCCAUUUUUGUAGGUGUGCGUAUAGGUAACUCUUAGAAGUUCAACAAUGCAUUGUUACAACUUGGGCGGUGUUGUACAUUUUAAAUUGAAAAAAAUUAACUGAAUAUUUGUGCAAAAUGGAGGGCAUUGUUCUAUUUCAAGAAACAAAAGGCAUAUUGAGUUGUCAAAUAUGUUAUUGUAAACAUUGUAAAUGAUUUCAGGGUGUAAAUAAUAAAGUCGUGUGUGUGUGUGAAGCUAA
Molecule: messenger RNA, 3952 nt
Organism: Acanthaster planci (crown-of-thorns starfish)
Lineage: Eukaryota; Metazoa; Echinodermata; Asteroidea; Valvatida; Acanthasteridae
Gene: ift88
Product: intraflagellar transport 88
Biological process (GO): intraciliary transport; non-motile cilium assembly
Cellular component (GO): non-motile cilium; ciliary basal body; ciliary base
Molecular function (GO): kinesin binding
Source: RefSeq, a predicted model, not a curated record